UAGCAAAUGAUACGGAUCGAAAAUUGAACGAGAUGUAGAAAAAGCACAGAUACGAAUGCACGGAUUUUCUGUACACUAAAAAAUUACAGUAGGCAAUAAUUAUCCCUGCUAAUAAUAGCAAGAUUUUCAACUUCACGAAUAGUCAACGAUGUGCAACCCUCGAAAUUUCGAGCUUCGAGCUUCGAGUUUUGUUGCCGUCUGCUGCAUCGACGAGUAGAAAUUUCAAGCAAAUAAUAUAGAAAAAUGGCGACGAGCGAGGUACCGGUAGAAAUCACUGAAACUAGCCCAAUUGUCAGCGAGCACACUACCCUGAAGAUGGAAACAAUGGAAGUUGCCGAGCCAACGGUACCAUCGGGAAAAGACGCGGCAGCCACAAAUGACAAGGAUGCUGUUUCUGUCGACGAUAUGACAUCUCGUGACUAUUAUUUUGACUCGUAUGCACACUUUGGUAUACACGAAGAAAUGCUGAAGGAUGAGAUUAGAACGGUGACUUACCGAAACUCCAUGUACCACAACAAGCAUCUUUUCAAGGGUAAAACUGUCCUGGACAUUGGCUGCGGCACAGGAAUCCUCUCAAUGUUUGCUGCCAAGGCGGGAGCUGCUAGAGUAAUCGGAAUAGAAUGUUCCAAUAUCGUAGAAUAUGCUAAGAAGAUUGUUGAAGCCAAUCAGCUGUCCAAUGUGAUCACUAUUCUCAAGGGUAAAGUCGAGGAAGUGACUUUACCUGAUGGAAUAGAAAAAGUUGAUAUAAUAAUAUCAGAAUGGAUGGGCUAUUGCCUUUUCUACGAGUCUAUGCUUGACACCGUUUUGUUCGCUAGAGACAAGUGGCUGCGAGAAGAUGGUAUGCUGUUUCCGGAUAGGGCAACUUUGUUCAUUUGUGGAAUCGAAGAUCGCCAGUACAAAGAUGAGAAAAUAAACUGGUGGGACGAUGUCUACGGUUUUGACAUGAGUAGCAUAAGAAAGGUUGCAAUCAGUGAGCCGCUUGUAGAUGUCGUAGAUCCUAAACAAGUAGUUACAAACGCUUGUCUAAUAAAAGAAGUAGAUUUGUACACUGUAACCAAAGGAGAUCUGGAUUUCACGUCGCCAUUCAGUCUCCAAGUCAGGAGAAAUGACUAUGUACAAGCAUUGGUUACGUUUUUUAAUAUUGAAUUUACCAAGUGCCAUAAACGUAUCGGGUUCAGCACUGCUCCCGAAGCGCAAUACACACACUGGAAACAGACUGUGUUUUACUUCGACGACUACAUGACAGUAAAAAAAGGUGAAGAGAUAUACGGAGUGUUCUCUAUGAAACCAAAUGCGAGGAAUAAUCGGGAUCUCGAUUUUAGCGUGGAACUGGACUUUAAAGGCGAAUUGUGCGAAGUUCACGAAACCAACACUUACCGUAUGCGCUGAUCAGGCAUUAAGCCUGAUUAACCUACUUUUGCAUUCUCUUUUAGCUGUUAAGGCCUAUGGUCUCACGAAUGUGGCUUUGGUUACCCAUUCGUUUGGAACUAAAAUUAUAAUUGAUCAAUGGAGGAACUCGGAUGUUCAGAUUACCUGCCAUCGUAAACUAAAUUGCUGAAAUUCUAAGUUGAGCCUGAAUCGAGUUGAGUUCUGUGCAAAUCAUGCCCCGCAUUAAAAAAAUUGGUCCGCUUUCCUUCAUUUCUGGAUUUUUAUCGACUACUGUAAGUAAAUAUGUUAUUCUCUAAUCUUUCAUCAUCGAUUCCCCGGGCUACGCCGAGUCAGGUUUUCUUUUCUACAUCCAACGUUCUGUUUUUUACAGAGUUAUUAGGCCUUGCAUUUGUCUGGUACAGAAAGGCGAGCAAUGCCAUGGAAUAGGCGUUUGUCGUACUUGGUUCGAUUGUGUUUUGACGUAUCUCUGUUUUAGUAAUUAUUGCCAAUAAUAAUUUAAAUUCAAGUAUCUAGGAAUGUUAUUUCAGAAUUUGUGAGCGUGACUAGCUCAGCCGUUAAGGACACUGUGUAUAACUCACCGUACACUGUUACAUUGUAAUUUUUGUUGAGAAUUCAAUGUGAGAAUUUACUGCAUCCAAGGUAUCGAAAUAAGUGUAAUUAAUAUCUAUGGUAUUGCUACUGUAAGACGAUCAAUUUCUGAAUUUUCGACUCAGAAUUGUACUUUCAAGUCGAUUGCGAUAUUAUCCCACUGGACUAUAAAAAGUAGACGAUUUUUUAUCAAAUAUACCGAUGAAUUCAUCUGCGGUAAAUUGUGGAAUCCAGAGAUGUACAUAGGUAUAUGCGUAUCUCUUAUUUUUAACAAAAUACUAUUACCUACUGUCUGUUACUCUCAAAUAAUGCCAUCACAAUUUAUGUAGUCCAGUAAUCAGACAGUUUUCCAUUGCAACGUGAUUAUUUAACAAUAAAAUUAAUACAUUUGCUAUGAA
This is a messenger RNA of Athalia rosae (coleseed sawfly), 2375 nucleotides long. It is a transcript of the gene Art1, whose product is annotated as protein arginine N-methyltransferase 1. The record is from RefSeq and is a predicted model, not a curated record. Gene Ontology annotation, biological process: peptidyl-arginine methylation. Lineage: Eukaryota; Metazoa; Arthropoda; Insecta; Hymenoptera; Athaliidae. Gene Ontology annotation, molecular function: protein-arginine N-methyltransferase activity. The coding region runs from base 244 to 1389 and encodes 381 amino acids. Gene Ontology annotation, cellular component: nucleus. The transcript has 3 exons.